Peromyscus leucopus (white-footed mouse) is the source of this 5681-nucleotide messenger RNA. RefSeq names its product zinc finger protein with KRAB and SCAN domains 3. Gene Ontology annotation, molecular function: RNA polymerase II cis-regulatory region sequence-specific DNA binding; DNA-binding transcription factor activity, RNA polymerase II-specific. Bases 3206 to 4867 code for a protein of 553 amino acids. NCBI's taxonomy places the organism in Eukaryota, Metazoa, Chordata, Mammalia, Rodentia, Cricetidae. The transcript has 6 exons. Gene Ontology annotation, biological process: regulation of transcription by RNA polymerase II. The record is from RefSeq and is a predicted model, not a curated record.
UGCUUGUGGGUGGUGAGGGUGGGACAGAACACCUUCCUCCGCGGCCUAGCGGCGCCGGGAAAACAAACUCGGUGGCCACCUGGGCCGAGCGCCCGACAGGGCCUCCGGCGCCUCGCCUCGGGCCGGUUCCGGGUGUCUGGUCAGUCUCAGGGCCUUUGGAGAUGGGAUUCUUGGGUCAUAGACUUAAGCUUUGAAAAUGGGAGACGGCAGAGUUUUGCUUUUCCUGGAGACAAGGUCAGUUCCAAGGUCUUUAUUCUGGGGUACUGGAAAAGAGCCAGAACUUUGGAGUCGGGUUGCCUGGUGGAUUCUGGCCUCUGCUACUUUGUGACUUUCUCCCAGUCCCUUAACCUUUCUGUGUUUUGCUAUUUUAGGGGAUAACGAUAUCGCCUAACUUACUGGAUUGUCGUGAGGAGUAAAUGGCUGCAUUUGUGCAAGGUGCUUAAAAUAGUACCAGGCACGGGGUAAUCUGCACAGCGUAAAGAUGCUUUAUUACUGUUGCUGUUUCUAACUAGGACGGCACUUUCUCUUCAGUGACUGGCCUUGGUACUGGCUGUUGUCUUUUGAAUUUUAGUGCUGUUUACCAGUUCUCUUUGUAAUGGAUAAUUUCUGUAUUUUAGGAGGGAAAAUAAAACGUUCUGGAGAAGAGCCUGUCCGAAAGGAAAAAAUUAAAAGUGGUUUGUGUAGUGUGUUGUGGUGUUCGGACUCAGAGUUUUAAAAUCUUGGGGAUGCCAUUUUUUAAGGGGAGGAGGAGCAGCAAGAGGUAUCUUAACAGUGAAGAAGCAUAAGGAAGGACCCUGGUGUGAGCUGACAUUGCUGUUUUGCUCGUGCUUCGACCUGCCAGCUUUCUGACCCUCAGCAAGAAUCCUCACCUGCAUAAGGAUGGCAUGGAUGGAUGAUAGAUAUGAUUGACAGGUAGACAGGUAGAUUGGUGGUAGAUUCAGAGAGACGUAAAUCUGACACCGAGUCACUAACACCCUUCAUUCUUUUUGCAGGUUGUCAAGGCUAAUAUUGACCAUAUGUAGUUUACCAUUGUCCUUGAAUUGACAUCUCUUGCAAUCUCUGACAAUCCUUUCAUCUGCCUCCUUUUUCUUGGAGAAUUUGGAGUUUUUAACAUUCUCAGGACCUACAGGGAUCCCUGUAGCAUUCAUUUUUCUGUUUGUAACUUAACAAAAGACUGAAAACCAUGUCUUUGGUUUGCUUAUUUGACAAACGCAGUCCUGAUCCUGUACCUUUGUGCUCGGCCCAGUUGGGCUGAGACUCCAGGUAGGACAAGUGAUGAGACGUGAGUGGUUGAAAUGACUUUUAAGAACGUACCAAUGUUCAUUUCCCUCCCUACACCCACCCCCUUUAAUCUCGGGUUUACCCUUACCUCCCUUGACCCCACCGAAAUGCUCUGGACUGUAUUUAGGAAAGAAAAGAUAGGAUUUUGAGUAAUAUUUACGAUUGUGCUGGGAAAGGUUUAAAUGCAGGUCAGAGAAAAACGUGAACUAAGUGCGGCCGGCAGCCCCUCAGCAGCAGUCACUUUGAGUUAUUUUCACUCGUUUGCCUGCCUCUCCCUUUCCUUCACUUCCUCUCUCCCCAUCUGUCCUUCCCUGCCUCCCUUUCCCUCCUCUUCCUCCCUUCUUUUCUUCCCUUCAUUCAUUGUACAGCAAACUGGAGGCCAAGACAUCCUAACAUUUAUCUGCAAGCGUGUCAAUGCUGAGAUAGGAACUUUAAUUUAGCCACACUGUCACAAUAAACAGAAUUGACGGCAGCUCUUUCAUCCUGUGUUCACGGUUUCCUGAUUGACCCACAGAUGUCUUUUUACAGUCUGGGAAUGUUGUUUAAACUGCGUGGUGUGUAUUGAAUUGCUAUCUCUUGUAAUCUAUGAUAGUCUUGCCUUCCCUUUGCUUCCAGUUUAAAACUCCAUUUAUUUAUGGGAGAAUGUGCAUUUUCAUUAUUCUCACAUCAAUUGCUUUAUUCUACUGAUACUUAAAAACAACCCUUUAUCUUUAGCUUCUUAGUUCUUGCACUUGGCCGCACUUUGGAUCACACCAGGAGGUUGUCAAAUACUGAGGCCUGUGGCCCACCCCAGCAGCUUGUCCAGUUGACCUUGGCUGCCCAACUAUCAGGAGGCUUUAAAAGCUUCCCAGUGAUUUUCUUGUGUAGCAUAGCUUUAAUACUUUUAGUCUGCUCUUGUGUUGUUACCUGUAUUUGAGUUCUUGGAUCUAGAGGUAUGAUUAAAUUUAGAUCUGCUUAUUUGAGAAAAAAAUUAGGAGUAUCCCAGAUCUCUUGUGACAGCUAAUAAGGAGGAAGUAUUUUCUAACAGUUUUUUUUUCUAACAGUUUAUGUAAUAUUCAUCCAGGUGUGAUAGUUCACACCAGAAAUCUCAGCUCUUGGAAAGUGGAGUCAGAAAGAUUGCCAUGAGUUCAAGGACACCUUGGGCUAUGUGGUAAACUCAAGGCCAUCCUGGACUGGGGUGAGACUCUGUCUUAUAAAACCAAAAGAAAAAGUACAAUUAAGUCAAGGUUACUUAACUUCCAUCUGUCAUCUGUGCUGUCCCUUGAACUGUAGGAAGCUGGGAUGAGAGAAAUUCAAAUGGGCACAGACUUGGAAAUAUCUUUCCCUUAGUAACUCUCCCAGCCUUACUCAUUCUGAUCUCCUUGUUCCAAUGGGUAAAGAGGCGUGCUCUGACAUCUCAGUGUACUCAGAGAACUUGGCAGGCAGGUCUAGCUUAAAAUCUCAAUCCUGAUUCACAGGAAUCAGGUCUUCCAUCCCUUUUAGGAAGCCCAGGUCAUACAGCUGAUAGUGGUGAGGAAGGGCUUCCAUAAAUGUCUUAUUUCACUGCCCAUGUUCUAACUCAGGUGGGAUACUCAGGCAGCCUUCUUUGGCAUGGGUUAUGCCCACUUCAGCCCUUGUGAGGCACAUUGGACAGCCACUGAAUGCUCAUCUACCACAGCUUUUGAGAUCCACAGUGAAGGAAAAGGAGGUGUACCUCUUUUAGUCAUUCUGCAUGGGUCAGAUGUCUCCAGCACAUCCACUCAUCUCUCUGCUGUCUGUUGUCCAACCAGGGGAAACAAGCCUGCCUGCCUGUGUGCUGUGGAGGCAGCCUUUGUCCUUACCUUCUUAACCAGUCGACUACCUCCUCUGGUUUCUAAGUUUCCUUAGUCUUUUGCAGAAAUACAACUCAGAGCUACAGUGAAACGGAAGAACGACUUGGCCCGGGAUGGCUAGAGAAUCAAGGGAAAGCACAACCCUGGACUCGCACUCUGCAGAGGACCAGAUGGAAUUACUGGUCAUAAAGGUGGAACAGGAAGAGGCCUCCCCCUUGGCAGAGGAGGCCAGUUGGCUGGGCAGCCCUGGGCCCGACCGCUCCCGCCAGCGCUUCCGCGCUUUCCGCUACCCCGAGGCCGCUGGGCCCCGGCAGGCGCUGAGCCGGCUCCGGGAGCUCUGCAGACAGUGGCUGCGGCCAGAUAUGCACAGCAAGGAGCAGAUCCUGGAGCUGCUGGUGCUGGAGCAGUUCCUGACCAUCCUGCCAGGGGAGCUGCAGGCCUGGGUGCGCGAGCAGCACCCCGACAGCGGGGAGGAGGUGGUGGCGCUGCUGGAGUACUUGGAGAGGCAGCUGGACGAGACACCUCCACAGGUUCCAGAUGAUGACGAUGGGCAGGAACUCCUUUGUUCCAAGGCGGUACUGCUGACAUCAGCUCAGGGCUCAGAAAGUAGCCAGAUGGAGCCCAUGGAGCCUCUGCUUAAGCAGGAGUCUUUGGGAUCCCUGUCCUCAGAAGUCAGAGUCACCCAGGGGGUCCACUGUGGAGAAGAUGGAGUGACAGUUCCCAGGCUCCCUUCAGAGUUGCAGGGGUUGCUGAAAAUGGAAGAUGUAGCCCCAGCCCUUUCCCCCAGAUGGACAGAGCAGGAUCCAUGUCAGAUGAACCUCUACAAAGAUGAAAUGCAGGAGAACUCUGGCAGCCUGGUUUCCCUAGAUCAGGAGAUGCAGACUAAGAUCAGGGACUUACCUCCAGCUGAGGACUACACAGAACAAAAGCCUGAGCAGACACUGUGCUUCCUGACCGAAGACACUGCUCAGAUUCCUACAGGUGCAGAAGCCAGUGAGCAGGAAGGCAAGUCACAGACAGCACAGAAAAGUGCCACCGGAAACAGGCGGUUCUACUGCCGAGAAUGUGGAAAGAGUUUCGCUCAGAGUUCAGGCCUAAGUAAACACAAAAGAAUCCACACUGGAUUGAAACCCUAUGAAUGUGAGGAGUGUGGCAAAGCCUUCAUUGGAAGCUCAGCUCUCAUCAUUCAUCAGAGAGUUCACACUGGCGAGAAACCAUAUGAGUGUGAAGAAUGUGGCAAGGCCUUCAGUCACAGCUCAGAUCUCAUCAAGCAUCAGAGAACCCACACUGGGGAAAAGCCCUACGAGUGUGAUGACUGUGGGAAAACCUUCACCCAGAGCUGCAGCCUCCUUGAACAUCACAGAAUCCACACUGGAGAGAAGCCAUACCAGUGCAAUAUGUGUCCCAAAGCCUUUAGGCGGAGCUCACAUCUCCUGAGACAUCAGAGGACCCAUACUGGGGAUAAAGAUUUCUUUGUUCCAGAACCUUACUGGGAAAGUCAGAGUAGGGUGGAAAGCCAUUGGGAAAAUAUUGAAACUCCUGUGUCUUAUCAAUGCAAUGAUUGUGAGAGAAGUUUCAGUAGGAUUACAAGCCUGAUUGAACACCAGAAAGUACACACUGGUGAGAAACCUUUUGAGUGCAAAACAUGUGGAAAAGGCUUCACCCGACCUUCAUACCUUAUUCAGCAUCAGAGAAGACACACAGGGAAGAAAACUUCGGUCACAGUGACCCCUGCUGUACAUUCCGAAGUUGGUGUUCAACUGUCAUUGAACUGAAGGCACCCGUGCGUGAGCUCCUAUUGACUGUAGAAGUCACAGGCUAGGGCUCUAUUAAUAAUGCGCAUCCUCAGAUAUUAGGGAUCUGGCUGAGACUCAUUAUCUUCUACAUGCUAGGAGGUAACUAGAGAAAAACAAAAAAUCUUAUUUCAUAGGAGGUGAUGAGAAAGAGUUGUCUGCAAGAGUCCUCACCCAUGGAAUCAAAUGGGCUUCCUGACUGGCAAAUUGCCUUCCCUGGGCCUGCAUCUCAGGUCUCCUGAGGGAUGCUUAUGCUUUGGGGGCGUUCCUCUGACCCUUUGUUAGGCUAAUGAGCCCUUCAUAAGUGGUCAGACUUGGAAAUCUUAUGUCCUGCUUUGUGCCUUGUAUACAGGUGCUAAUUAAUAAACACUUAUUAAAUAUACUGGUGAGAUUUCCUACAUAGCUCUGAAAACCCAUUAUUAUCUGGAAAUUUUCACCAAGGCCAUUUGUAUAUCUUAAAAAAAAAAAUGUUUUAGAUUGAGUCAAUGUAGUACUGCUUUGUUUUUGUUUUUGUUUUUGAUUUUUGCCAAGUACUCUGACUUGGCAGGGGAGGGAUGAAGGUGAGGUUAUUGUGCUAGAAUCCUUUAAUUCUUUACCUAAUUUGGAAUUCUGUGAGAGUGCCUUAAACAGCUUCCUUAGCAUUAAGUCAUUGUGAAUGUGCCACCCAUGGAAUUCCACUAAUAUUUUUUUUUUCUGUUAAUUUUGUUACUCUUGGGAGAAAAAAAACCAAACAAAAACCCUUUCCUACUCAUGUAGUGUGAAAAGCAGUUUCAGAAUAAAGUGAUCAAUGUCUAAA